Petromyzon marinus (sea lamprey) is the source of this 731-nucleotide messenger RNA. RefSeq names its product alpha-ketoglutarate dehydrogenase subunit 4 (gene KGD4). Gene Ontology annotation, biological process: 2-oxoglutarate metabolic process. The record is from RefSeq and is a predicted model, not a curated record. Gene Ontology annotation, molecular function: oxoglutarate dehydrogenase (succinyl-transferring) activity. Gene Ontology annotation, cellular component: oxoglutarate dehydrogenase complex. NCBI's taxonomy places the organism in Eukaryota, Metazoa, Chordata, Hyperoartia, Petromyzontiformes, Petromyzontidae.
CGUGACGUCACUCGCAGCCGUCCAAUCACUGCGCAGCGUGCCGCGAGCAGGAAGUGGCGGAGUUUGCUGCGGCUGAGCAAUGGCUGCGUCGGCUCGGGUUGUGCAGUUGGUCAAACCGCGUAUUCCACUGAUCAAGUUUCAUAGCAGAAAUCCUCCCAAAGUUUCUAAUGCUCAGGAAUUGGGAAAGACUGCCAUCAAUCUGGUAGGCACAGCAGGCUCGAUGCCGGUGAAGAGUCUGCCAAUGGAGACGCUAGACCCGUUGCCUCCACGUUUCCGGCGUAAGGCCCUCGACACGAUUGAAAUGGAAUACAUACAGCGAGGCGGUCCAGAUUGAGAGACAUGCACUCACCAUUACUUGGUGGUUGCUGAAGAUUAAAAGAGAAUACUGAAAUGGAUCACCACAUCCAGCACAUGCUGCUUAGACUUGUGGCAAGAGCCAAAGUCAUACAUACAACUUGUGCAUAACUUACAAACACGAAGUGUACUGUUAUACAAGACACAGUCUUAUGUCACCUGAGUCUAAGCAUAUGCACCAAUAUAUCUCCUAUUAAAUUAUUAUAUUACUCAGAAUUGCAUUUUGUGGGAACUGAUAUUUUUGUUUUGGGUUUCAGUGACAUGGCCAUUUUUAUUUGGUCUGAUUGUUAAUUAUCAAACUGCUAUGGGCCCCAUUUUACCGUAUUAACACAAAUGUAUUUUCCUGCAUUACCUAAUAAAGUUAUUAUAUAAAGGUA